GGCCCGAGGGACCCGAGGGACGCGCCGGUCGCCCGGGCUUCGCAGCUAUGGCGCCUCGGGGCCGCGCCCAGUCCCCGGUUUGCCGGCGGAGUCUUAGCUCUUUCCUCCGCUCACUCUGACCGUGAGGAGCCGCGCGGCUCCGAGGGAGCGGGGAACGCGGCCGGCGACGGGGACCAUGCGGAGCGGCCCGGUCCGCUGGGCGGACGGCGGGCGGCGGCGCGGCACCUGCUGAGAGCAGAGGGAGCGGCCCGGCGCUGAGGUGCGGCGGAGGCUGCUCGGCGCCUCGGCCAUGUCGCUGCUCUGCGUGCGGGUAAAAAGAGCCAAAUUCCAGGGUUCACCAGAUAAGUUUAACACAUACGUGACCCUGAAAGUCCAGAAUGUGAAGAGCACAACUGUAGCAGUCCGUGGUGACCAGCCCUCCUGGGAACAAGAUUUCAUGUUUGAGAUCAGUCGUCUGGACCUUGGCCUAAGUGUGGAGGUAUGGAACAAAGGACUGAUAUGGGACACAAUGGUGGGGACCGUGUGGAUUGCACUGAAGACUAUCCGUCAGUCGGAUGAGGAAGGGCCGGGGGAGUGGUCUACACUGGAGGCCGAGACAUUAAUGAAAGAUGAUGAGAUCUGUGGAACCAAAAACCCAACUCCUCAUAAGAUUUUGCUUGAUACACGAUUUGAGUUGCCAUUUGACAUCCCAGAGGAGGAAGCCAGAUAUUGGACCUACAAAAUGGAACAAAUCAAUGCCUUAACAGAUGAUAAUGAGUAUUCUAGUCAAGAAGAAAACCAGAGGAAGCCAUUGCCCACUGCUGCCGCCCAGUGUUCCUUUGAAGACCCUGACAGUGCUGUCGAUGACCGGGACAGUGACUAUCGCAGUGAGACCAGCAAUAGCAUCCCUCCUCCUUACCACACCACUACCCAGCCCAACGCUUCUGUGCACCAGUUCCCUGUACCAGUGCGAUUGCCACAGCAAGUGGUUCUUCAAAGCAGUUCCCGGGACUCUUGCAAUGAUUCUAUGCAGAGUUAUGACCUUGACUAUCCAGAGCGGCGGGCCCUCAGAUAUCCUCAGAAAUACACUGUAGAUAGGAGGAGGAAAAAAUCCAUAUAUAGCCAUUCUGAGGAUAAUGAAGGAUGGCAUUAUAAUACUAAGAUUAAUUCUAAAUGUGCAUAUCCUGAUACUGAGAAUUCUGGCCAUUGUCACAUUGAAAAGAAGAAGCUAAACCAUCAAGUUUUGUGCCCUUACAAAAAUGGAUUUGUGAAGAGUGGCACCUGGAACAUGAACUUGGAAAGCUGUGACUAUGGUUUGCCCUGUUGCUUAAGGAACCGUGGAAACGCAUCUGGCUCUAGCCGCCCCAUCACUAAUCUUACUCCAUUAGAUGUUCUUGAUGAUUCUACCAGCAGUACUUCUGAAGAACUUUUAAGCUCUCCCAUUUCUGAUGAGCAGGAAACUAUGUCACCAACAUGCCAUUUAUCCAAUGUCCAUAAUAUAGGAGACUUCUCUGAAGACUCUUGUGUGGCAGAUUCAGCAUUGCCAUUACAAAGGCUGAACUGUGAUACAAAAACAGUUGGAGAUUUGUCCCGAUGCUCCAUGGAAGAUAUGACCCCUUCCUCUGUCGAGGGACCCAAAGAGAACUAUGUUGACACAAUGGAUGAGCUUCAAUGUUUGGUAGAAACAGUGUCAGAGUAUUUAGCAGAGAAGGAAGAAGAGAUUAAUAGAUUUGGUUCCUUUUCAAAAACUAAAAAACUACAUGAACACAAUACUGCUGUUGAUAAUGCAGAACAGAAACCACCUGAAGAUCAAACAGCACCUUUAACUAUUACUCAGAAUGGCAAGGCCAAGGCCAUAUCUUUCCCUGAACUGAAUGGAGUAAAAUGUGCUGUUGGUUCUUUAUUCAGUUCACUAACAGAAAAGGUAGGUUCAGGCACAAAGCAUCUUACAACCUCUGUGGAAAAACUGGUUCAUUUGGUUCCAGAGAAAACAGAAACUCUUAAUCAAACAGAGACAGUUAAUUUGGGAGCUAGCCCCAGUGCCAACUCAGUAUUAGAGAAGGAUCUUUCCUUACAGUCUUUCUUAUCCUCUCAAACAACUUCUGGUAAGGAUGCUGACAGACAUGGCCGAACCUCUGAGAGAGAGCACCUGGGUAAUAAGACUAAAGAUGAGAGCUUUCAGGACAGUGCAGAAACUAUUAGAAAGGACUCAGCUCCACAAAGUCAGAGUUCAAUUGUGAAGUCUGUUUUCAACAUGCUGAAUCCAUUAAAGUUAUUUUCUGAGAAAGAGGAAGACCAUUGCAAAAUACCAAGUAGAGAAAGCCUUGUUGGGUGUGGUUCAGAGUCAAAUCAAAGCGAGGACAUAUUUGACAAGCAGAAUAGUAGUCUUGUUGUAAAUAGAAAUAAAAAAGAAACUACAGAUCUCCAAGCAAGGGAAGAUUUGCUGUGUUUACAAGUGGCCGAUGAACCUUCAAACUUAGCUAAUAGUACAGGUAAGAAAGAUGAUGUUGGGAAUUUGUUGGAAGAAAAACCUUGUGUAGAGCUUUCUCUGCCACACUACCAACCCAGACUAAGUGUUGGAGAUACUAUGGGGCAUCCUGAUGUUGCUGGCACUACCCUUGCAAAUCAAGAGUCUUCUGCAGACACAUUAGAGGAUGAUUUCCUUGAGCCACUCAGAAAAUCAUUUAGUCAGUUCCUGUUUACUUCUCCUGAGAUCUGUCAGAAGGAAACUUUGUCAGAAUAUGUAAAAAGUCUUAAGCUGGAGGAAGAUGGACCAGAAAGGGACACUAAGAAAGAUAAACAUUCAUUUUCCUUUAGUGGAAAACUACAUUUUCCAUUUUUCAGUGUUCUUGGCCAUUCUGAAAAGCAUCAGGGUGUAAAAGAGAAAGGAAGAUUUUUUCCUUUGUUUAAAUCUUCUCCCAUGGACAGUCAUAACACUGUUAAUAACCAGAGUUUUCAUGGCUCAGUAACAACCACUGAUAAAGAGAUCCAACAAAAUUGCCACAUGAAUACUAGACUCUGUUCAGUAAAAUCUGGUUCAUUUCCAGAUAUUCAUAAUGAUCUAGUGAAACUGGGAAGUACUGAGGAAUUCACUAAGAAUGACCAAAUAAAUUGUCCUGAAGAUGUCAAACUUAAUUCACUAAAAUCUAGUUCAAUCUCAAAAAUUCAUAAUGAUCUAGAGAAAUUUAACAGCAUAGAGGAAUUUAAGAAAGGUGACCAGACACAUUGUUCUGAAGAUGAAAAACAUAAUAGAGUGAAGUCUGACUCAACCUCAAAUAUUAGUAGUGAUUUUGGGAAAUUUAGGAGUUUAGAGGAAUUGAACUCAAGCAGCCAUGUAGCAGUAGAACACGAUGAAAAAGCCGACCAUGAAAUUGUGCCCAAAGAACAUGUGACUUUAGGACUCUCAGGAGAACCUGAGAUUCCUACACAAGUGGCAUUUCCCUUGAUGGCAGACUCUUCAUUGGAGCUUGUCUCUGCCAUUUCAGAAUCUACAUUGGUCAAUGACAUUAAUGAAGACAAAGCUGAAGAUAAAACUUUUAGUAAAGGAAUGCAAAAAGGUUUCCUUUCUGGCCUUUUAAGCAGGUUUGCUUUUCUAGAAAACAUGCCUACACAACAGGAAUUCAACUUGAAAAAUGACAGUUCUCACCAUAAAAACAAUACCUCAAGCUCAUUACUCUCUGGAAUAUUUAACUUGAAAUCAAACAGCAGUGUGAAUGAUUAUAAUCCAAAUGAAGCAAAACUCAUGUCUUUUGAUGACUCAAAAAAUUUGGAUGGAAAUAAGCAUUUAUCCACAGAUAAUGCUGUUGAUUCAUGUGUGAUUUCCAAGAACCAGAGGAGCAAGGUUGAAAACAAUGAAACUUAUACCUUUAUAAAAAGCUCUUUGUCAUUAUCAGAAGAAACCAUUCCAUCAUCUGAUAGUUGGGCUGAUAAUCAUCUUUGUCCUCCUACAUGGAGAAACCAGGAGAGUGAAAAACAUUGCUCUUCUUCUGAAAACAUAUUCCAUUGUACUGACCAGGGUCUCUUAGAGAAAUCUGUGGCUAAGAGGCCAACUCCAAACCAUAAUCUUGAAAUAAAACUACAUGAAAGAUCAAACAAGUUAAGUUCAUCAAUACUAAAUACUAACAUUUUAAAUAAGUCAAACCAUUAUAGGAGUUUUGAUGAGGACUGUUUUGAAUGGGAUCCUGAUAUAAAAGAUUUCUCUAAAAACUCCAGAAGACUUCAGCCAGUUUAUCAUUUGUUGAAUCAAAAUACAUUUCCAUCUGCAGAUGCUUUCUUGUGGCCUGACUCAGAAAAUCCAGUAAUAAAUUUGUGCCAAAAAGAUCAAAAUGCAAAUUUAUUUGAGUGGGGCACAAAUCCAAACAGUGUCAUUUCAUGUGACUUACCAUAUGAAUCAUCUGACCAGUUAGCAUUUAAUGAAGGUUACUUGUUAAGAGGUGAUAUGUGGGCAGCCAACUCAUUAUGUGGAAACGCUGGUUAUCUUCCAGUUUAUGAGACCAGGAAUUCAUUAGAAGAAUUGCCCAUUGAUUUAAGUUACUCUUCAGACUAUGAUGGAGUUAUGUGCUCUCUGCUGGAACAAGAAUCAGUAAGAAUGGAUGAAAACUUGAUCUUUUCAAGUUUUGGUUAUGAGUAUCAGGAGUGGUUAUCCUAUCUUGAAAGUGGAGUUUGGUGGCCCUCAGAGGAUGGGAAUUAUGGCUAUUAUGUGUUUCAUGACGGUCAGUAUAUAUACUCUUUUCUCACUGAUUCUACUGGGCAGUAUGUAUAUUUAUUUAUACCUGAUUGUUAUUAUGAAUAUUUGAACUAUAAUUUACAAACAGAUGCCCUCCCAAGUAUUAUGUUAGAUGACAGCAUUAUUUCUGCCCAUAGUCUUAAAGUUCUUAACAAGGAAGAUAAUUUGAUAUGGUAUGUUGAAGAGGAACCAAUUGAAGACCCUCUUGAUUUAUCUGUAACUUUGCCAAGAACUGAGAGGUCAUUGUAUGUAAAUCUAGAAACCUUUUCUCAAGUACUUGAGUCAAGUUUUGACCAAAAGGAUACACCAUUAGAUUUUUCAGGCUAUAAUUCUCAAAAAUUUAAAAGAGAUUUUAGAUCUUUCAUAGGGAGACCCUAUCAUUCAGAAGACCUUGAGUGUGUAUUGGAUCUCAGAAACAAGCCAGGAACUAUGAGCAAUCAUGUCUUAAAUAGAAGCCCAAUUAUAGAGAGAGACAUGAACUGGCCCUUAGCUAAAAAGUCAUCAGCUCACCUUUCCAGGCUCCAUUUGCUUCAGUCAUCUUCUGAAGAUGCUUCCUCUUUAUUUCAUCCUGAAAGUACGACUGAAAGUACACAAAAGGAAGAAACAUCUUUAGCGAACAAAUUAACACCUGUAUUUUCUGUUUUGGGUGCCUUGGUUAGAAGUAGUUUGAAUUUUGACAAGAGUGAAUCUGUAGACAAUUUGGUCAUGCAGAAAACAGAUCAGCAAUCAGAGUUAUCUGAGCCCAUAUAUGAUGGUCUUCAGCCAUUAAUCUUAAGCAAGCAAUUGUCAUAUAACUCUGCAAAGGAGGACAGAAGUCACCUUGAGGAUUUGGAGAGGCAGACGGCAUCCAGUGUUCAGCGACCGGCGUUUACUGACAAUAUAAGGCAAGAACUCCCUUCACAUAAAAAUGGUCAGAUGGAGAAAGAAAGUUUAUUAAAAUCUGGUUUUCAAGUAAGUCAAAAAACUCCUAAAAUUAAAACAGAUGUAGACAAUGUUAAAAUUAUGACAGCAAAGUCCAUUUCAGAUCCUCUUUCAACACAGCUUAGUAAGGAUGAGCAUAAGAAUUCUGAGCUUCUGCAGGACCAGCCUUCCAAAGAGUCUGAGAGAACUUUGCUUAAAAGUGCUCUGAAACUCUUCCGUUGGGAAGAAGAGACUUCAGUAAGUACAGUGACAAAUGAGAAACAGGCAUCUGGAAUUUUGAACCUCUUUAAAACUCAGGUGUAUAAGGAAGAGUUGUCAGACCUGGAAAAGAAUGGUGAUAAAGGUGGAAAGGUUUCAUCUCAGGAAAAGAAGGAAUCUUCUGGUGUUUCAAAUUUUUUUGGUACCCUUGGGGAUUUCUUUAAAACCAGUGUGUCUCCCAUACAGACAACUGAAGUUAGGUCUGUUUCUUCAGUAAUUGAUGAGGGUGCAGGCAGUUCAAGUCCAAUCCCUGUACACCUAGUUCAUCAGGAUACAGGAAAAAUUUCUUCUCUACCAGUUUUCUCAGAAAAGAAGGUUAGAAUUAGAAGCCUGACCAAACAGACCACUAUUGAUGACAGUGGGCUAAGAGAACCAUCAACCAGGGAGAUGCAGAGUAAUGAUUUGAACAAAAACGAGGUACCUGUGAGAGGCCAACAGGUACAGCAAUCAGCAAGUCCACCUAUUUCAACAGGUAGUCCCAAAGAGUCUCCCAGAGGCUCUUCAAAAGGAACUGGUGCUAUAGCGACAGAAGCAGAGGUUCCAAGGAAUAAUAAGUCUUUUGAUGCUCUGAGUAGAGGAAAUACAAAAGAGCAAGAUAACCAAGAAUGGAAAUUUUCGACUGCUACACCUGCAUCUCAACAAAAGCUACCAACCAGAAAGAAUAUAUUUUCUUUCUUAACUGCAUCUGAAAAAUUGAACAAAACCUCUGCAGCUCCCCCAAGCACCAAAUCUCAAGCAGAAGGGCCGUUCACGCUUCCUUCCUUUUUCUCCACGGCUAGUUUAAGCAGCAAGAAGGAUGCCUCUCGCAGCAGCUCUGCUUUCAGUUUGUUUAACCUGUCUUUUCUGGAGGAGAAGCAGCAGACCUCUGAGGAGAAGCAAAGCCUUUCAAGUGUUGCCCCAGUGACUGCCCAGCCCUGUAGAAAGCCAGUUGUGUCUGUAGACUCUAGAGACACGAUGACAAAGGAAGGUUCUAAGGGUCAUAAAGAAAGCAUGGUCCAAGAAGUAGGUGAUGAAGAACAAAUGGCUCCUUGUUUGUUCACUAGCAGCACCACUAAACUUACUGCGUCCCUUUCAGAUGAGUUACACGUAGAGAAAACCCAAGGAAACGGGAGUCCCAGUGAGGAAGGAACAGAAAGAGCAACUGCUUCUGACUUUCAUGUGAAUCAGUUGCCAGACAACAAGGUUGCUUUUUUAUCAGAAUUUCAGGAGCAAGCCCUAGGGGUGGCUCCUCAGAAAGAGGAUGCUUCCCACCAAGAAACCUCCCCUAGGGACCCAGCACCUAAGCCUUUUCCUCAUGAGAAUGAUUUGAAUGAGAAGCUCAAUGAUUUAGAUAUUUGUAUUGAACACCAAAAUGAAAGAUUGAUCACUGACCCAUUGAACUUACCCCUGGGAACUGCCUCUGACAGUCUCUUAGCACAGAUUGUGGAUUCCCCUUCUCCAGAGCCAGGGCAUACAGGGCUCCUUCAGAACAGUGAUGCAGAUAAAUUAGAAGACAAAUCAGGAUUAGGCUCCAAAGUAGAAAUGCUUUCAGGGUUUGUGACCAAAGUAAAAUCAUUUUCUGGGUCCUUAAUUGAACAGCCUAAGACUUUUUCUGGACUUUUUUCUAUUCCUAAAUCUCCAAAGAAAAAUUCGUUUUUUCCUUUUUCCUCUGAUGCAUCAGCCCAGCCCCUCAAAAGUGAGUUGUUUGGAUUUUUUAGAAGUCCCAAACCAGAGACACAUAAACAAGAACCACCUGUAACUGCUUCAUGCCUUCAGAGUGGUUGUUCCAGAGAUCCUGGAGGAUCAAUACCUCCAAAAAGCUUGCCUGGAAAAGCUGCCUUUGCAGCACUCGAUUCAGAAUCUGCUCUCAGUGCCUGGCACAUAACUGUGGUUGCAAAGUCAGAGUCAGAUCUCUUGACCAAUGACCAUAGACUAACACCUGAAGUGCAGAAAAGCAAUAUUCCUGAAAGUGUUUCAGAACCCCCGUGUUUUGAAGGACUUGCCACAUCUUCUGUCUCAGAGGAUGGCAUGGCACAAGGAACGUCUUUGAGUGAUGAAGGAGACAUGGGGCUGUUGCAGGGGACAGACACAGAGACGUCAGUGGAAGCAGAGCACAUUCUUGCUCCAGCACAGCCACAGCCAGAGUCUGCCUGGAUUGCUGAAGAGCUUCCCUCUUCAAGCCAACCACUGCCGGAGCCUGAGCCAGAGCCGAUGGCCAGCACAAACCAGGCUUUCCUAGGGCUUGCAGCUACUUCUUUAGAAACUAGUACUUCACUGUUUGCUGAGGCAGGAGUCAGUGAGAGUACCACGCUAGAAACACAAGGGAGCCAUUCUUGUCCUCUGCAAGAGGAACCUGUGCUUGGUGACAGAGAAAGUUCCAGUAUACUUCAUACCCCAAAAGAUCUACCUGCAGCCCCCCAGGAAACAGAGCAGACAAGGCCUCAUUUUGAGAUCCCAAAUAUAGCCAGCUGGCCAAAGCUUCACUUUGCAUCCUCUCCUUCUGACCAUAGGAAGACACUGAGUUCUCUCUUUAACUCCUCUUGCUCAUCUGGCAACAUAGCAGCAGAGACUGGCUUAAUGUCAGGUUUUAAGAAGUUAUCCACUCUGUUUGAAGGAGCUAGUGAGGGGAAAGGGGGUAUCCUUGGAAAUGAGCCAAAACUAGUAUUCGGAAAGAAACUGGAUCUUUCUUUUCCAUGGUCAAAAGAGAAUAAAGGAGACCCUGAGCAGAUGCCUGCAGAAUCUUCUCCUCUGGUUUUGGUUGUUAGUGAUCACGACCUUACCAUCAGCAAGGCUAACAAAGUUUUAGAGUCUUCUCAAAUACCUAGUGCUAGUCCUGAGGUAGCUGACAUCUGUAUUCAACCCUCUGGAAACACUGAACAGUUGGAGGCCAAACCAAGUGACUGUGCUCACGGGCUUCCAAGAUCUGGUGAAGUGGAAUGCCAGCUGGAAAUUUCAGCAUCUGGAGAACACCAGGGUGCAGACAGCGGCCUCUCUGGAUCUGCCUGUCCUUCAGAGAAACACAGGGAGGAGCACGGCACUAUCUCUGGGCUACCUCAGCCAGAAAAGCAAGAAGAGGUGUCUGCUCUCACUGGCUCUGUUUUAAAUGUGGAGCAGCUAGUCAUUCCGGAGGAUGUCAAGGAACCAGUGACCACUAAAAGCCCUGCCAGCAGUAGUAGGUAUGGCUCCUCAUGUAACGUGAGUCAAGGAAGCUCUCUGCUGAGUGAACUAGACCCGUACCAUGAGCAAGAUGAUGAGCAUCGGGAGAGGGGCUCCACCCAUUCUAGCCAUAGCUAUGGCAGCCUCUCCAAAGAUGGCCAGGGCGGUUUGGGAGAACAAGAAAAAGCCCUGGAUGUGACAUGGGAAUCAGAGAAGGGGGAAACAGGUGAAUCCAAGGAGCUGAGAGGCAGUGCCAUAAUCCACCCUCCUCCAGAUCUGGUGCUACACAAGGACCACAUCCUAGGACCUCAGGAGAGUCUUCCAGAGGAGAAUGCAUCUUCACCAUUUACCCAAGCCCGAGCACACUGGAUCCGAGCAGUUACCAAGGUCCGACUCCAGCUGCAGGAGAUUCCAGAUGAUGGUGACCCCUCUUUGCCUCAGUGGCUCCCAGAAGGGCCAGCUGGAGGGCUCUAUGGCAUUGACAGCAUGCCAGAUCUACGAAGAAAGAAGCCACUGCCACUUGUCAGUGAUCUGUCACUGGUCCAGUCUCGGAAGGCAGGGAUUACUUCUGCAAUGGCUACACGUACUUCUCUCAAGGAUGAAGAACUGAAAUCACAUGUGUAUAAGAAAACUCUUCAGGCCUUAAUCUACCCAAUCUCGUGUACCACACCACACAACUUUGAGGUCUGGUCCGCCACUACACCUACCUACUGCUAUGAAUGUGAAGGCUUGCUCUGGGGCCUUGCCCGGCAAGGCAUGCGCUGCAGCGAGUGUGGAGUCAAGUGCCAUGAGAAGUGCCAGGACCUGCUCAAUGCUGAUUGCCUGCAACGGGCUGCUGAAAAGAGCUCUAAACAUGGAGCUGAGGACCGGACUCAGAACAUUAUCAUGGCUAUGAAAGACCGUAUGAAGAUCCGAGAGCGGAAUAAACCAGAGAUCUUUGAGGUGAUCCGGGAUGUCUUCACCGUGAGCAAAGUUGCCCAUGUGCAGCAGAUGAAAACAGUAAAGCAGAGUGUCCUGGAUGGCACCUCCAAAUGGUCAGCCAAAAUCAACAUCACUGUGGUUUGUGCCCAGGGCCUACAAGCCAAAGACAAGACAGGAUCCAGUGACCCUUAUGUGACCGUGCAAGUUGGGAAAACCAAGAAGCGCACCAAGACCAUUUUUGGAAAUUUGAAUCCUAUUUGGGAGGAGAAGUUCCAUUUUGAGUGCCACAACUCUUCCGACCGGAUUAAGGUACGUGUGUGGGACGAGGAUGAUGACAUCAAAUCCAGAGUAAAGCAGCGGCUAAAGCGAGAGUCAGAUGAUUUUCUUGGCCAAACCAUCAUUGAGGUUCGGACACUGAGUGGAGAGAUGGAUGUCUGGUACAAUCUGGAGAAAAGAACAGACAAGUCAGCUGUCUCAGGGGCUAUCCGACUACAAAUCAAUGUGGAGAUCAAGGGGGAGGAGAAGGUAGCCCCAUACCAUGUGCAAUACACAUGUCUCCAUGAGAACCUUUUUCAUUACCUCACAGACAUUCAGGGCAGUGGAGCAGUCUGGAUCCCAGAGGCGCGGGGAGAUGAUGCGUGGAAGGUGUACUUUGAUGAAACAGCUCAAGAAAUUGUGGAUGAAUUUGCCAUGCGCUAUGGCAUCGAAUCCAUAUAUCAGGCCAUGACGCACUUUGCAUGUUUGUCAUCCAAGUACAUGUGUCCUGGCGUACCAGCAGUGAUGAGCACCUUACUGGCCAACAUCAAUGCCUAUUACGCUCACACAACUGCCUCCACUAAUGUCUCUGCGUCUGAUCGUUUUGCGGCCUCCAACUUUGGUAAAGAGAGAUUUGUGAAACUGCUGGACCAGCUACAUAACUCACUGAGGAUAGACCUCUCUACGUAUAGGAAUAACUUUCCUGCUGGGAGCCCUGAGCGGCUUCAGGAUUUAAAAUCUACAGUGGAUUUGCUGACCAGCAUUACUUUCUUCAGGAUGAAGGUGCAAGAACUGCAGAGCCCCCCAAGAGCCAGCCAAGUGGUAAAGGACUGUGUGAAAGCCUGCUUGAACUCCACUUAUGAAUAUAUCUUCAACAACUGCCAUGACCUCUACAGUCGCCAGUACCAGCUGAAGCAGGAACAACCACUAGAGGAACCAGGGCCCAGCAUGCGGAACUUGGAUUUCUGGCCCAAACUUAUUACACUCAUUGUGUCAAUCAUAGAGGAAGAUAAGAAUUCCUACACACCUGUUCUGAACCAGUUUCCUCAGGAGUUGAAUGUAGGGAAAGUCAGUGCAGAAGUGAUGUGGAAUCUGUUUGCACAAGACAUGAAGUAUGCAUUGGAGGAACAUGAAAAAGACCGGCUGUGCCAGAGCGCCGACUACAUGAACCUGCACUUCAAGGUGAAGUGGCUGUACAAUGAGUAUGUGCAGGACCUGCCUGCGCUCCAGGGGCAGGCGCCUGAGUAUCCCACGUGGUUUGAGCAGUUUGUGCUGCAGUGGCUACAUGAGAAUGAAGAUGUGUCCCUGGAGUUCCUGCAUGGGGCCCUGGAACGAGAUAAGAAGGAUGGGUUCCAGCAGACAUCUGAGCAUGCACUCUUUUCCUGUUCUGUGGUGGACGUCUUUACACAACUCAACCAGAGCUUUGAGAUCAUCCGGAAGUUGGAAUGCCCGGACCCCACCAUCCUUGCCCACUAUAUGAGAAGGUUUGCGAAGACCAUCGGGAAAGUGCUGAUGCAGUAUGCAGACAUCUUAUCAAAGAACUUCCCAGCUUACUGCACAAAGGAGAAACUGCCCUGUAUCUUGAUGAAUAACAUGCAGCAACUGAGGGUCCAGCUGGAGAAGAUGUUUGAGGCCAUGGGAGGCCAAGAGCUGGACUCUGAAGCUGCAGACAGUCUGAAGGAGCUGCAGGUGAAACUGAAUACAGUUCUGGAUGAGCUCAGCAUGGUGUUUGGAAACAGCUUCCAGGUGCGGAUUGAUGAAUGCGUUCGACAAAUGGCUGACAUCCUGGGCCAAGUUCGGGGCACAGGGAAUGCAUCCCCCAAUGCCAGGACCUCGGUGGCUCAGGAUGCAGACAGUGUGCUGCGACCUCUUAUGGAUUUCCUGGAUGGCAACCUGACGCUUUUUGCCGCUGUGUGUGAGAAGACUGUUCUGAAGCGAGUCCUGAAGGAGCUCUGGAGGGUGGUGAUGAAUACCAUGGAACGGGUGAUCGUCCUGCCCCCACUCACUGACCACACAGGCACCCAGCUGAUCUUAACUGCUGCCAAGGAGCUGAGCCAGCUUUCCAAACUCAAGGACCACAUGGUACGAGAGGAAACAAGGAAUCUCACUCCAAAGCAGUGUGCCGUCCUCGACCUGGCCUUGGACACCAUCAAGCAAUACUUCCAUGCAGGAGGCAAUGGUUUGAAGAAAACCUUCCUGGAAAAGAGCCCAGACCUGCAGUCUCUGCGUUAUGCCCUGUCUCUUUAUACACAGACAACAGACACGCUCAUCAAGACAUUUGUGCGUUCACAAACUGCCCAGGGGGCCGGUGUGGAUGAUCCUGUGGGAGAAGUGUCUAUUCAGGUGGACUUGUUUACACAUCCUGGCACUGGGGAGCAUAAGGUCACGGUGAAAGUGGUAGCAGCCAAUGACCUCAAGUGGCAGACAGCAGGUAUGUUCCGGCCUUUUGUGGAAGUGACCAUGGUUGGCCCACAACAAGGUGAUAAGAAGAGGAAAUUCACAACCAAGUCUAAAAGCAACAACUGGACUCCCAAGUACAAUGAGACAUUUCACUUCCUCCUGGGAAAUGAAGAAGGUCCAGAGGCCUAUGAGCUGCAGAUCUGUGUGAAGGAUUACUGCUUUGCCCGGGAGGAUCAUGUGAUAGGACUGGCAGUGAUGCCUCUGAGGGAUGUGGCAGCCAAGGGCAGCUGUGCCUGCUGGUGCCCGCUGGGCCGGAAGAUCCACAUGGAUGAGACAGGCAUGACCAUUCUCCGGAUUCUGUCUCAGAGGAGCAAUGAUGAGGUAGCCCGGGAGUUCGUGAAGCUCAAAUCAGAGUCUCGUUCCACAGAGGAAGGGAGUUGAAAAUCUCUGGCUUGUGUGCCAACCAGACAGCAUCCAACUGCACAGACCUUCAGCAUAGAGUCCUCGUAGUCUGAAGGUGGGCUCUCCCAGUUAAGGAUGUCUAAGGAGAAUCUUGGGGUAGUAAGACUAUGGCUUUUCAGAGAAAAGUCCUGAAUCCCUAACCGGUAGGUCUGUGGUGCUAGGAGUUGGGCUGUGGGAUCUCCUUCAUAGGUAGGUCUUCCCAUAAAUGGAGAGGGACAGGCAUUUCCAAGAAUGUCAGCUAUUCUUGGUAGACAACGGUCCACUCCACUUCCCACUUGUACCUUUCUCUAAACCACACUUUGUCCAGUUUGACACUUAGAUGCUCAUCAUUAGAACUUGUUUAGAAGGACUGGAGCUUGUACCUGGCUGACUCCGUGGAGAUUGGCCAGAGCAAGAAGACACAGAAUGGAAUUCAUUGUCACUUGAGCAGCAGGACUGGUUUGUGUGGCGCCAGUGAGAACAGGACUUGGAAACUGAACAAGAUGCCUCCUGCAAAGGAGCUGAGAUACUUCCUUUGCUCAGAAUAUCUGUCAUGUGUCAAAGCAGGUUCACAUGGUGCUUUGGAACCCUGAGCAGAGCAUUUCUUUGGAAUCCAGGCACCAGGGGUCUCACCAGCCCAGAGUACUCCCAAACUCUCUCUUUCUGUGAGCAAGGAGGGAUGCUUAGGACACACACAGAAUUUUCUUGAAUAGUCUUUGAACAAAGCCAAAAAUUGUGGUAAAAGGUCUAGAAAGAGUUGUCACCUGUGGCUACAACCUUCUGGCUGUCCUCCUUACAGAAAACAUCUAGUCUUUGGCCUUCCUCUUUGGGGUCAGCUGCUGUCCCCACAGGUUGGUAAGUCCUCUGGAUGGAGGGGACGUCAAAUGCUGUCCAGAAGGUCAGAGACAGACCCUGUCAGUGGGCCAGAUGAUGUUCCCGGACCCUUGCUCGGAAAUGUGACUCGGUCCUUGGAUUUCCUGACAGUAGCCUCCUGAAAUUGCUGAGCACUCAGCAUUUGCACAGUGCAUCAGUCAAUGCACGAAGACACCAAGCGUCAUCACUGUUUUUAGUUGCUAUAUGUGCCAUUGUUACAAUAAAUUUUAGGCUAGACUGUAAUAAAUUAUCUCAUAGCACCUUUAAA
Messenger RNA from Meriones unguiculatus (Mongolian gerbil), 14177 nucleotides. It is a transcript of the gene Unc13b, whose product is annotated as unc-13 homolog B. Gene Ontology annotation, biological process: synaptic transmission, glutamatergic; synaptic vesicle priming; synaptic vesicle maturation. Gene Ontology annotation, molecular function: calcium ion binding; diacylglycerol binding; calmodulin binding. The transcript has 40 exons. NCBI's taxonomy places the organism in Eukaryota, Metazoa, Chordata, Mammalia, Rodentia, Muridae. Bases 290 to 13036 code for a protein of 4248 amino acids. Gene Ontology annotation, cellular component: plasma membrane; presynaptic active zone cytoplasmic component; synaptic vesicle membrane. The record is from RefSeq and is a predicted model, not a curated record.